Salvelinus namaycush (lake trout) is the source of this 1469-nucleotide messenger RNA. RefSeq names its product trichohyalin-like. The record is from RefSeq and is a predicted model, not a curated record. NCBI's taxonomy places the organism in Eukaryota, Metazoa, Chordata, Actinopteri, Salmoniformes, Salmonidae. The transcript has a single exon. The coding region runs from base 65 to 1234 and encodes 389 amino acids.
AGAGAAACAAGACAUCGAAGAAAGUCGGGAUGUGCUAACAAAGGAGAGAGAGGAGCUGGAACAAAUGAGGAAUGAGACACAGCAACAGAGAGAGGAGACAGAAUCUCACAUGGAAGACCAAAGGAAAGAGAAAGAACAUUUGGAACAAAUGACGAUGGACAUGAAAAAACAGUUGCUAGAGGUGGAUAAUGACAAGGAAAUGAUAGAAAGCUCAAUGGGUGAACUGAGAGUGAAAGAGGCAGAAAUGGUGAGAGAAAAGGAGAACAUGGAAAAGAAGAUGGCUAGACUCAAAGAGGAAGAGGAUAGAAUGCGGGAAGAAAUAGGAAGGAAGAUGGACAACUUAAAGCAGGACAGUUAUGAAAUCAAAAGACUUAGAGAUGAAAUUGACAGUGAAAAGAACCAACUGAAUGCAAAAUUGCUUGAGUUGGAAAAAAUGCGUGAAGAACUAGAUAGAGAGAAGAAGGAAGUGAAAGACAAGAAGGAUGAAACACUGAAAGAAAAAGAUCAGUUGGAAGAGAGGCGAGGUAAGAUAAGUAAGGAGAAAGAGGAAUUGGAUAUCAGUCUUGAACUGAUGAAAAGACAAAGGGAAGACUUGACGAGCUUGAAGGCUGAAGCAGAAGCACAGACCGAGCCUAUGGAAAAUGACUGGAAGGAACAGCUCACGAAGGAAAGACAACAACUUGAAGAUGUAAAGGAGGAGAUACAGAAGGAAAAAGAAGCCUUUGAGAGAAAAAAGGGAUUGACUAUGAAAGAGAGAGAUGAGUUUGAUCUGAUGAAGUCUGAAACCCAGGGACAAUUGGAGGAAAUGGAACAAAACAAACAAGACAUUCGUGUGGAGAAGGAAAAGCUGGAUCAGAUCAAAGCUGAGUUAGAAAGACGGUCUGAAGACAUAAAUCAGGUCAUGGAUGAGACAAGACGGGAGAGGGGGAAGGUUGAAGAACUGGCUAUCCAAACUCAAAAACAAAGAGAAGAAAUUGUGGGUUUAAUGGAAAAGAACAAAGAAAAGCAGAACGAACUGGAACUCAUGAAUGACAAGAUUGAAAGAGAGAAACAAGACAUCGAAGAAAGUCGGGAUGUGCUAACAAAGGAGAGAGAGGAGCUGGAACAAAUGAGGAAUGAGACACAGCAACAGAGAGAGGAGACAGAAUCUCACAUGGAAGACCAAAGGAAAGAGAAAGAACAUUUGGAACAAAUGACGAUGGACAUGAAAAAAGCAGUUGCUAGAGGUGGAUAAUGACAAGGAAAUGAUAGAAAGCUCAAUGGGUGAACUGAGAGUGAAAGAGGCAGAAAUGGUGAGAGAAAAGGAGAACAUGGAAAAGAAGAUGGCUAGACUCAAAGAGGAAGAGGAUAGAAUGCGGGAAGAAAUAGGAAGGAAGAUGGACAACUUAAAGCAGGACAGUUAUGAAAUCAAAAGACUUAGAGAUGAAAUUGACAGUGAAAAGAACCAACUGAAUGCAAAAUUGCUUGAG